AUGAAGGUUCAGCUCCUCAUCUCGUUGCUAGUGGCGCUCGGUAGCGUCUCUGCUGCCCCUAUGGAGAAGCGCCAGCGGGGUGCUUCUUCUUCUGGUUCGGCGGCCAAAGCUGCCGCCUCGCCGGCUUCGGUAUCCGCCGCCAACCCUGUUCCGUCUGCUUCAGCCUCUGCGGCUGGCGCGGCCUCUGUUACCCCAAGUGCGGCUCAGGAGCUCCAAACGUCGGAAGGAGCACCCGCUGCGGCCGAGCCUUCAGGCGCCGCCGUCGCGCAGGCAGCUUCCGAUCCGCAAGCCGCUGCGGCGCUUGCGUCGUCGCUCGCCGUCGCUGCUGCUACUGCUACCACCGACGCUGCUGCUGCCGCACCAUCAACCGACCUUACACCCGCAUGGGGCGCCCGCUCGCGCCAGUACAUGUACAUCUGGGCCGGUGCUGUCGGCCGCCAGGUGCCUGACCGCCUCAUCACGUUCGACUUUGACCCGUGGUCUUCCAACUAUGGCCAGAUGAUCUCGCAGACACUCACAGAGACGACUGGCAAUGAGCCACACCACUGUGGCUUGUCAGCCGAUAAGAAGCGCUUGCUGUGCGGUGGUCUACUCUCCCUUCUCAAGGGCCAGAACGAGAUCUUUGUAUUCGACGUAGAGACCGACCCUUCUCAGCCCAAGAUCAUCGCCACGACCAAAUCCAAGCUUGGCUCGGUCCCCGACGAGUUUGUCGCCAUGCCCGACAACACAUUCUUGCUCUCCAAUAUGGGCUCGGCCUCGGGUGGUUCGCCCGGCACCAUCGCCAAGGUCGCCUCUAACGGAACCGUUCUGGCAGAGUACCCAGAGAACCCUCCCAAGGACUUUAACCCGCACGGUGUCCAGGUCCGCCACGACCUUAACCUCAUGGCGACGUGCGACUAUGUGGACCCGGCUUCCACUUUGAACGCGGUCCCGGGCGGCGUUGUCCUCCGCUCGUCAAUCCGCAUCUGGAACCUCAAGGAGAUGAAGAUUGUCAACACCAUCUACACCCCGGCCGGCUCUGGCACCAUGGACUGCAAGAUGUACAACAAGGACCCCCGUGCUCGUGGCUACAUGGGUGGUUCGGGCAACGGAGAGGUGUACCAGUGGGACUCUGCAGCCGGUACCGCCAAAAAGGUCUUCAACGUCAACGACGACGUCAUCUCGUGGUUCUUCAUGAAGCCCUUCUACACCGUUACCGCCCAGUACAUGGCCAUGUCCUCUGACGACCGCUUCCUCUUUGUCCCCUACGUCUCGGCGCCAGGUCGUUGGAACGAGAAGCAGGGUUACUACUCGGGUAUUCUCUCGUACGACGUCUCAGACCCCAACUCUAUCCGCAAGGUCCACAACGAGCGCUUCCCUGCCUACGCAGGCCCACACCUGUGUCACAUUAUGGACAACCGCCUCGUCACCACCGACUACUUCCUCGACGAGGACGACUUUGGCAAGAUUCACAUGGACGGCGACCACGUCGUCCGUGUCUUUACAAUCUCGUCUUCGGGCGUUCUCUACCCUGAGCCCCGUUUCACGGUCGACAUGGACGAGCUCAUUCCUGGCCUCGGCCUCCGUCCCCACGGCAUGGCAAUGAAAUAG
Messenger RNA from Cutaneotrichosporon cavernicola, 1590 nucleotides. RefSeq lists its product as uncharacterized. NCBI's taxonomy places the organism in Eukaryota, Fungi, Basidiomycota, Tremellomycetes, Trichosporonales, Trichosporonaceae. The record is from RefSeq and is a predicted model, not a curated record. The coding region runs from base 1 to 1590 and encodes 529 amino acids. The transcript has a single exon. Gene Ontology annotation, molecular function: selenium binding; protein binding.